Mixia osmundae IAM 14324 is the source of this 2895-nucleotide messenger RNA. RefSeq lists its product as uncharacterized. Lineage: Eukaryota; Fungi; Basidiomycota; Mixiomycetes; Mixiales; Mixiaceae. Gene Ontology annotation, molecular function: RNA polymerase II cis-regulatory region sequence-specific DNA binding; DNA-binding transcription factor activity, RNA polymerase II-specific; protein dimerization activity. Gene Ontology annotation, cellular component: nucleus. The coding region runs from base 1 to 2895 and encodes 964 amino acids. The transcript has 7 exons. Gene Ontology annotation, biological process: regulation of transcription by RNA polymerase II. The record is from RefSeq and is a predicted model, not a curated record.
AUGUCAGCAGGCAAAUACGUGCCCCCUCAUCUUCGCAAGCCCAGAGAUGCAGCUCAAGAAGUAGCCUCCCCGCCUGCGCAAGCACGUCUUGUCCCUUCUGGCAGCGCAGCAGCGCCAGUCGUUCAACAGGAACGACCCUACGCUGCUCCACGCUGGCAAGGCGGCCGGCCUCGUAGUCCCGUACCUGCGCCUACUGCCUUACCAUCAGGUCCUUCAUCCUACGCAUCAUCAAGUCCAAAGGGUCAUGCAGACCGGAGAGCGGGUGCUACGCCUUGGGAUAGCUCGAGCGCGAGUAGUAAGGACAAAAGUGGCUUUGUGUCGAUUGCCAAACGGCGUCCCCCUGCAGUCUACACGCAUGCACCGCCGAUACUAUCCGUACACGGGGACUCGUUCGUGGGCGUGUUCAGAUGUCUCAGGGAGAACACUGUCGACUUGGGCUGGUACUCGGGCGCGAGCGCCAAGGGUCUCAACAAUCCCAAUUCGACCCGUCAAGUCGCGCCCCAGCUAUUAGCAUCGAUUGACUCGCUUAGAGUGCCCAAAAUUCUCAUGAUGUUCGGAAAUGUCGACAUCAACAUCAACUACGUCUUUGCUCUGAGGCGAAAGGACGGCAAGCCGGCGCUGAUUGGCGACGACUUUGUGAAGAACAUGUUCGAAGCGUAUACUGCAUUCAUGCGCGAUGAGCUCGAGCCCAGGCUGGUCAACAGCACAACGCCAAUCAAACAGAGCCUGAACAGUCGCAUCAAGCCAAAAUUCAUUGAGAAGAUCUAUAUCGCCAAUUCGGUGCCGCCAAUCGUACCUGACGAAGCUCUAGGCAAGAUGAUCGACAAAUAUCGCAUAGCUCCAGGCACGGUGGUUGCCGACUUGCCGCCUCUCAAACCAACAGAAGAGAUCAUGCAGUUCGCUAACAUCAAGAUGCGGCAAGACAUGACCAAGACGUUCACUAGGCUCGCCAGGGAGUUUUGCGCUACCCGACCAGAUGUAUACCAGCUUGUUGAUAUCAAUCCAUAUAUCACUUCGCUUGGCAAGCCUGCCGAUCAAGCAGAAGAUGGCGUCGUUUCGCCAGACUACAUCAGUGAGGAUCCCACCAACGUCCACCUGUUGUGGGAGACGACGAUCCAGUUUUGGGUUAGAGAACUCGCGUCUGCCGGGCUCAAAGAGUCGCACAUCCGGCCAGAUCUGCAGGAACAGGCUGCCGAUUAUGUCAGGAGGAAGCAGAAGACGAUGACGGAAAUCGCAGAGCGUGAUGCAGCCAUCGCUCGAGCUCCCUUUGUCAUCAACGAGGCCCAUCUAGAAGCCAGUCCGUCGUUAGGAGCUCAAGCCGCGAUGAACUCCCCUACGAUUCGUCAGCACGGCUUCGAGCUGCCCAACGACACACACACCGCCUCGCCGGCUCAGCCAGGCUUUCCAACGGGUCAUGCUGGCGGAGUCUGGGCUCAUCAACACUAUCCAAGCCACAAUGGGAGCCUGCACAUCCAUCAGAACUCCCACGGAUCAGCAUCGUCUCAUUCGUUGUCUGCAAUGAACACAGACAUCGCGAUGGGCGCGUUCAUCGACCCCAACAUGAUCCUACCAGACGGUAUGGACCACUACGGCAGCGUACACUCGCCCGGAAUGGCAGCUUCGCCCUUUCUUGGACAUCCGGGCGCGACUGGUCAACACUUCGGAUUUAGUGGUCUGACCCAAGGCUCUCAUGGCCAGGCGAUGGCCAACGAUGCCGAUCUCAUGGACUCGCUCAUGAUGAGAUCCGAGUCUGUUCACAGCCAGCCAUCAAGCACGAUGAGCAGCCACGAUGCGCCUUCGCCAGCUUCCGUCUCGGGUGUGUAUCAUGGCAGUCGCCCUCAGCCGGGUGAUUACGGCCAAACAUCCAUCAGUGCUGCUCUGGCAUCUGCAGUCACUUUUUCGCCAAAGCAGUCUGCCCAAAGUCCUACCGUGGCUGCUAUUGCCCAGAGGAUCAGUACCUCGCCAGUCGAUCAUUUCAAGACGCGCUCGCUUCUGGAAGGCAGCGCAAGACGCCCAUCGCCCGUCCGUGGGGCUGGCUCACUCGGCGCUCGUCGAUCGGCUUCAGCCACUCGUCGCGGACAGAGCGGCACGACCUCGCCAGCUGCGAUACAUAUUGCCGCUCAUCCGCAGUACGCCUCGGCAGCAUCAACACUGGCCUCCUCUGCUUCUGCCUAUCCGAUGUCCGUCCCCGCUCGCUUCGGUGCUCAAUACGGUAGCUCGCUCAACUCGCCCCAGUAUUCGAGUCCGAACACGAAUUAUUCGACGCCUUCUUCAUUUGCAGAGGGUGACAGCUCUGACCAGCAGCACUUCAUACCCGCCAGCGCACCAACCAGUCUCGGUAGACCUGCAACACGCGAGACCUUGCGCGGUCGUACAAUCAAGCAGGAGCCUCGCGAUGACAGCAGAGCUUUGCUCACUCGUGCUGUACCGGACAAGAAGAAGCGUCGCAAGGAGCAGCACUGUGCAGUCGAACAGCGUCGUCGCUCGAACAUCAACGAUAAGAUUGCCGAACUUGCCACCCUUCUGCCUCAGAUCAUGCUCGAUCCGACAGCUGGCAGCAGAGAGCCUUCGCGUUCGCGCGAACGACGCACAGGAUCUGCCGAGACGGAGGCCGAAACACCCAUGUCACCGUUUGGUCCUGGCACGAGCAGCUUUGAUGCUCGACACGCUUCUCUCGUCACUGCUGGCUUGCCAUCGAAUCCUUUUGAGAACAUGACAGUCCAACAGAUCGCCCAACAGUCUUCUCUCGGCCGCCCCAACAAAGGUCUCAUCUUGGCUAAAUCAGUCGAUUACAUCCGCCAUCUACAACAGAUUAUCGAGGCUCAGGCAGUCCGAACGGAAGAGCUCGAAGAUACCCUUCGCGCGAAUGGCAUCUCUCCUGCCGAAUCGCGCUAA